CAAUAAAGAAUAAGGAACCAUGUUCACUCUAAACAAUCUAUUAACCUCAGGGCUCUUUAACCGGCAAAACUACCAAGUUAAAAUCGCAAGAAUGGAUGCCAUCGCCGCCGACGACCAAAAUCUUGUUGUCAACCACUCCAGCGAUAGCGCAAGCCACCUUUCUCCACCACCACAACCAUUAUCUAAAAACGCACAGAAGAAGCUAUUAAAGCAACAGAGAUUUGAAGCCAAAAAAGCAGAGAAAAAAGCCGCCAUUAAAGAGGAGAAGAAACGACAGGGUGAGAGGAAACGGAAAGAAUGGGAAGAAAAGCUCUCGAAUUUAUCAGAAGAAGAGAAAUUGAAGAUGAUAGAGACAAGAAAAGGGAUGAGGAAAGAGAGAAUGGACCAGAGGACGGAGGAAAGAGAGAGCAAAGCCCUCAGGCUAUCGGAGGCUAAGAAACACGGGCAGAACAUCGUUAUUGACCUUGAAUUCUCCGAUCUCAUGGCUCCUAAUGAGAUUCAUAGCCUCGUUAAACAGAUAAUGUAUUGCUAUGCUGUGAAUGGAAGAAGUGUAAUCCCAUCUCAUCUCUGGUUGACUGGGUACGAGGGCGAAAUUGGAAAUCAAUUACAAAAGAUCCCGGGAUUUGAUAAAUGGAUAAUUGAGAAAGAUAAUGGUCCAUAUAUCAAUACAUUUGAAACUCAAAAGGAGCAUUUGGUGUAUCUAACAGCAGAUUCUGAAGCUAUGCUCGAUGAAUUAGAUCCAAAGAAAAUCUAUAUUGUAGGUGGGCUUGUUGAUAGAAAUAGAUGGAAAGGGAUAACCAUGAAGAAAGCUUUAGAUCAAGGAAUUCAAACAGCAAAACUCCCCAUUGGCAACUACCUCAAGAUGUCUGGUUCUCAGGUCCUUACAGUAAAUCAAGUGAUGGAAAUACUUCUCAAAUACUUGGAAACUAAAGACUGGAAAGCUUCAUUCUUCCAUGUGAUUCCUCAAAGGAAAAGAUGUGAAACUGAAGCACAAGGGUCCCACGAAGAAGAAGCUGAAGAGGAAGAGGAAGAGAAAUUUGAUCAAGAGAUUAAAAGGCAAUGCAUUGAAACAUAGGUAGCUUUUCGCUUUAGGGGGUAGCGUUCUAUUGUAACUUAUUAAUACUUUUGUUGUUUUCAUAUUUUGAUUUUGUGUUCGAAGUUACAAAUUGGUUUUGAAGCCUUCUAUUGCAGAUAUUUACCUAAA
Molecule: messenger RNA, 1204 nt
Organism: Lactuca virosa
Lineage: Eukaryota; Viridiplantae; Streptophyta; Magnoliopsida; Asterales; Asteraceae
Source: the annotation of a GenBank genome assembly